AUGUCACUUGUACCAAUCAUAGUUGCACAUCAAAGCAUCACAUCGAAUAUUGCAACAUACGUUAACCAACUGAUUGGACCAUUUGCUAAUGAGAAGAUGAAACAAUGGACAUUUUGUAACGAAGCCGAUUUUAUGACAAAACUCAUAACUUAUGCAUGCGACCAACAUCGUCUCAAACCAACAACCCUUUUCUGUACAAUUCAAAUCACUAAUUUCUAUUCGCUAGAUGUACACAGUGCAAUGAUUGCUACCGUCAUUGCUUUCUUACGAGAUAAAUCGGCAUACAACAAAGUCAACAAAGUCUCAAUUAGCAUCAUCGAAAACCUUUUACAAUUAUUUCUCUAUUAA
Molecule: messenger RNA, 348 nt
Organism: Adineta ricciae
Lineage: Eukaryota; Metazoa; Rotifera; Eurotatoria; Adinetida; Adinetidae
Source: the annotation of a GenBank genome assembly